AUGAUAGAUUACCUUAUUUUCAAAUUUUUAAAAAAUCCUACAUAAGAAUUUUUCGUAUUUGUAUUAGCUUUUAUUUUUUAAAGUGAUUACUCUUUAUAAUUAGUGAAUUUUUUAAAGAGUUAUAUUAAAAUAAUAUUUUUUAAAAUUGUGCUGAUUCAAAAAUCUUUAACAGUACUGAUAUCACAUUAUGCCAUAUUCUAUGCAUAAGUUGUUGAGAGAUUUUUGGAGAAAGAAUAAAAUAAACGAAGAAAGCAAGCAAUGAGGAAUUUUUUAUCAAAAUAUAGAGUCAUAUCUAAUACUUUUCAUAUUUUGACACUUUAAGCAACAUACUUUCAGCCAUAAACUCGAUUUUUAUUGUUAAUUAUACUCAUUUAUUUUCGAACUAGAUACUUAAUUUUCACUGAAAGGUACAUGAUUAAGCAAUCCUAAAUCUUAGAACUUUUUAAUGCAUUCUUGAGGUGA
This is a messenger RNA of Tetrahymena thermophila SB210, 462 nucleotides long. Its product is annotated as transmembrane protein, putative. The record is from RefSeq and is a predicted model, not a curated record. The transcript has a single exon. NCBI's taxonomy places the organism in Eukaryota, Ciliophora, Oligohymenophorea, Hymenostomatida, Tetrahymenidae.